GUAUUCAGUUCUCAGCGCGCCGUGACGCGAGCAACCACCGUAUCGCAUCGUUCCCCUUUUCGAGCAUUCUGUCCUCUCUUUGAUCGAUACGAUCGAUGAGAUUUAUCGCGAAAACCGUGAAAUCGAUCUAUGGAUGAUCGUUAUACCGAUUUAUUUAGAAACGGAUAGAGAGGAUUUUUAUCGUCGAUAAAAGAUACAAGUUUGUGAAAGAUCGAUCGAUCGUAGAAGACGUGAUUACUAUUUUGAUUUUGUGUUUUUUUUUUUUUUCGCUUUCCGUUACGUUAUGGACUCAAGAAUAAUUAGGAUCGAGAUGUGGAAUCAUAGAAUAGAGUGUUAGAAUAGAAUGGAGAUUUGUUUUUCGAUAAGAUCGAGGAUUUAAUUUUGAUAAAAGGUUUCCGAUGCGCGUUCCUGUACGUUGACAAACGGAUUCAAUCUUGAUUCGCGUUAUUCUGCGAAUUGAUUCUCCAUCGAAUCACAGCUGGUUUCGAGGGUGGAGAGACUAACUCGUGGCGACAAUUCGCAAAGGAGAAAAGAAGAGGGAAAGGAGGGCGAGGAGAAGGAAAGAUGGUUUCCUCGGCGAUCUUCGGCGCGGCAGCUGGUACCGGUUUGGCCUUGGUCGUCGCGAUGACCAUAGUGGUGUAUCGUUAUUACGCUGUGAAACGAAAAGGGAAAUAUUGGAGCAGUCUGGAUCGUUGGCCGGAUCCACCGGGCACGAAGAAGGGAGAGGGACGACAGGAACAAUGCUCGGAGCAUUGUCAUGAUUCUUCCUCCUCGCAUGUGCUCAAUUGCUGGCGGAAGCAACAGAAGAAUUAUUAUGCUGUCCAGUCCAGGGAAUUUAACGUCGCCAAGGAACAGCAUGCGGUGCAGCCAUGUUCCUCCGUGGUCGUCGAAUCAGGAAGUUUACCGCAUCAAAGUCGAAGCUAUCCAGGUGGUACCAGUGGAUCUGGAAGCAUGGGACGAUUGUUUACAAGGAAUUCAUCGGUGAGCUCGCAGAGCUCGUUAGAAGGACCAUCUGGACCAUCUGGACCUUCUGGAUCAUCUGGAUCAUCUGGACCUUCUGGACCAUCUUCCAGCCACCGUAGUACCACUACAACGCAGAUUCGAUCGUGUGGACUUGAUGGACGAUAUCAUCAUCGCCCCGAUCCCUUGCAUGCUGCUUCGUCUUAUCCACCGAGCAGAAGUUCGAGAUCGCCAUCACCUGGUCGUACCGCAUCGCUAGAUGCACGCUGUGGGAGUCCAGCCAGUUGUUCCGGAAGUCUUGUGAGCAGUAAUGCAUCACCAUCUCAGAGCUCUCUGUCGUCUUUGGCAACAGGUGUGAGCUCUUCUUGUGGUGGUUCCUCGAUAAACGUUACCCACGGAGCUUCCAGAUCAGCUGGCCGAAGUCUUUCACCCCUUCUUAUUCCACCAUCACGCAUUAUCGGAAGUGACGGUGGACCACCUCCUCCAGCUUCACCAUUGGGUUCUAUACAACCUGACCUCUACCAACGAAGAGAUGGCCCUAUUUAUCUCAAAGCUCGAGGAAAUGGAAAGAGUUUAGGCCGACUGCAUUUGCGAUUCAAAUACGACUUCGAUCGAUCAGAUUUGCAUGUACACCUGAUCGAAGCGCACGAUCUGGCUGGAAGUGAUCAAGGAGGAUUCAACGAUCCUUACGUGAAAUUGAUGCUCAAUCCUGAAGUAGAUUCGAGGAAACGACAAACACAGAUAUACCGUAACGAGUCGAAUCCGUUCUUCGAUCAACAAUUCAAAUUCCCUGUCAGUAACGACGAACUUCAGGACAGGACUUUAGUUUUACAGGUGCUCGAUUACGAUCGUUUCUCUAGAAACGAUAUAGUCGGAUCUGUAAAAGUACCACUACAUAUUUUACGAUUGGAUUCACCUACCUCGACCGAAGAAGUUUGGGGAGAGAUUGAACGCGAACGAAAACCACCUGAACAAAUUCAAGAAGUUCUAUUAUCCCUUUCUUAUCUUCCAAGCGCCGAACGAUUAACAGUUCAAAUUUUGAAAGCGAGAAAUCUAUUUCCACCGCAGGACAAAGAAACUUUAGAUUCGUUCGUGAAAGUAAAUCUUCUUUGCGGCGAAAAGAGAGUGAAAAAAAAGAAAACCGCUGUAAGAAAAGCUACGACAAGCCCCGUUUGGAACGAGGCGAUGUCUUUUAAUGUUCCUGCCAACUAUCUCGCAUCAUCAGCUAUCGAGGUAUGUGUGAUGGACUCGAGCAAUGAAUUUAUCGGAGGAAAUGUGAUUGUUGGUUCCUGUAUCGUUGGUCCUGCCACAGGAGUCAUUCGUGGAGUGGAAGGAAGUGGAAGUCAAGGAAGAGAACAUUGGCUUCACAUGACUCAAUCGCCAUCUGAAACUAUUGCAAAAAUGAGAUAUAUAUAUGUACUUCCUAGGCCUAAAUUUGUACUAUGCAACAAAACUGACCUCAGAGAAGUACAAGACAUGCAUCAUGCAUAUUAUAUAGUUUACAUAAACAAAUUAAAAGCCUAA
Molecule: messenger RNA, 2484 nt
Organism: Apis dorsata (giant honeybee)
Lineage: Eukaryota; Metazoa; Arthropoda; Insecta; Hymenoptera; Apidae
Gene: Sytbeta
Product: synaptotagmin-3
Exons: 11
Coding region: 565-2484 (639 amino acids)
Biological process (GO): regulation of dopamine secretion; cellular response to calcium ion; regulation of calcium ion-dependent exocytosis
Cellular component (GO): membrane
Molecular function (GO): calcium-dependent phospholipid binding; syntaxin binding; clathrin binding
Source: RefSeq, a predicted model, not a curated record